Molecule: messenger RNA, 1029 nt
Organism: Kluyveromyces lactis
Lineage: Eukaryota; Fungi; Ascomycota; Saccharomycetes; Saccharomycetales; Saccharomycetaceae
Product: pyridoxine 4-dehydrogenase
Exons: 1
Coding region: 1-1029 (342 amino acids)
Cellular component (GO): cytoplasm
Source: RefSeq, a predicted model, not a curated record
AUGCCAUCUCCAAGCGACUACCGUUCUCAAUUGCUUAAUAACGUAGCCCUAGGAUAUGGUUUGAUGAGUUUCACCUGGAGAGCAGAACCUAUUGCCCCAGAAGCUGCGUCCAAAACCUUCAAGAAAGUUCUUGAAUUUACUGGUGAUAAAAAGGCGUUGUUCAAUGUUGGUGAAUUCUACGGUGAACCUUUGAGCAACUACAAGUUGUUGCAAUCCUACUUUGACAAGUAUCCGGAAGAUCGUGAAAAGGUAAUUAUCAGUGCUAAAGGUGCUGUUGACUUGCAAACCUUGAGCCCAGCCGGUGAUGCUAAGAGUGUUAGCGCAUCUAUCGAAAACACUCUUAAAGUGUUCAAUGGGUAUGUGGACAUCUAUGAGCCAGCAAGAUUGGACCUUGAACUUAUAAAGAAGACUGGUGAAUCGGUUUUCCCUCGUGAAACAUUUGACACCAUCGUUGAAUACGUCAAGAAGGGUAAAAUUGGUGGUAUUUCAUUGAGUGAAGUAACCGCUGAACAAAUCAGAGCCAUUCACAAGGAGUAUGGUGAAUAUUUAGUCUGUGUUGAAGUCGAAUUGUCCAUGUUUUCUGCUGAAAUUCUCUCGAACGGUAUUGUCGACACUUGUAACGAACUAGGGUUGCCAAUUGUUGCCUACUCUCCAUUGGGUAGAGGUUUGCUAACUGGUGCUUUGGCCAAGAGCUCUGAUAUCCCAGCAGGUGAUUUCAGAAUUCAAUUGAAGAGAUUCCAAGAUGACGCGUUCGCUCACAACAAGUCUUUAGUCGAAUUUUUAGAGAACGAAAUUAUCGCUAAAAGAUCUGAUAACGUCACUUUACCACAAGUAGCAAUCGGAUGGAUCCGGGCUAUCAGUAAGAACUAUCCAAAUACUAAAAUUAUUCCUAUUCCCUCAGGAACAACUGUGGACAAGGUAACCUCUAAUUAUAGUUUCAUAGAAUUAUCUGACGAGGAACUAGCAAAGAUUGACAAAUUUUUACAAUCUUUCAAAACUGUCGGUGGAAGAUACGAGAUGAUUCGUUAG